Molecule: messenger RNA, 1155 nt
Organism: Lycium barbarum (goji berry)
Lineage: Eukaryota; Viridiplantae; Streptophyta; Magnoliopsida; Solanales; Solanaceae
Product: peroxiredoxin-2B-like
Exons: 2
Coding region: 48-653 (201 amino acids)
Biological process (GO): hydrogen peroxide catabolic process; cellular response to oxidative stress; cell redox homeostasis
Cellular component (GO): cytoplasm
Molecular function (GO): thioredoxin peroxidase activity
Source: RefSeq, a predicted model, not a curated record
CUUCACUACACCUCUCAUAUUUCUUUCAUUAUUUACAAAUCAAAACAAUGAAAGAUCAGUUCCAUGAAUUAACCUUUGAGGAAUUUCUUGAGGAGAUAACAAGGCAAGAACAAUUUUUUUUUCAAAAAAAGGCUGCUGAGAAUGAGAAAUCUUAUGUUACUGAACUCUAUUUUACAGACAAAUUCUCGACUAAAUUAAAAAUGGCUCCAAUCACAGUUGGUGACGUCAUCCCAGAUGGUACUGUAUCUUACUUCGAUGAGCAAGAUCAGAUGCAGAGCGUUUCAGUGCACUCACUUGCUAAGGGCAAGAAAGUCAUUCUCUUCGCCGUUCCUGGUGCUUUCACUCCCACUUGCAGCACUAAGCAUGUGCCUGGGUUUAUUGAGAAGGCUGAUGAGUUGAAGUCAAAGGGCGUGGAUGAAAUCCUCUGCAUCAGUGUCAAUGACCCCUUUGUGAUGAAGGCCUGGGCAAAAACUUACCCCAAGAACAAACAUGUAAAAUUCCUUGCUGAUGAAGCUGGAAAGUACACCCAUUCCCUGGGGAUGGAGCUUGAUCUGUCGGAAAAGGGGCUUGGCGUUCGAUCACGAAGCUAUGCUCUUUUGGUUGAUGACCUUAAGGUGAAAGUUGCUAACAUUGAAAUCCUCAAGGCUCUUUAAGUUUGUUACUGCCUCCGACGUGUUCUGUCUCUAUACUGAACUUCUGGAAUGUAUGCCAAUAAUGUUUUUGGUGUUAUAUUUACUCACUUCUGUUCCGUAAAAAAAAAAAAAAAAAAAAACUCUAUUUUACAGAAAACCUUGAGUCUUCCAUAAAACACCCUUUUCCUCCAAUGCCAAAAAAUGCUAAUAAAGCAUCCAUUUCAGAAACUAAAUUUGAGAAAAUUAGUUUCAGUGAGAAGCUCCCAAAUGAUGAUAUUGCUCUGCAGGUGAAUGAGAUGCAAAUAGGGAAAGGAGGAAAAGAAUCCAAGAAUUACAAGGAAGAUGGUGGGAAUGUUGCUGCUUAGAACAGUUUAGAAUAACUGUAAAAAAUAUGCAGCUGUAAAAUAAAUAAAGUCAAAACUCUAGGAGUACUUAUAAUGGAGUCUAUGUGAUGCAUGUCUGUAUCUAUGACUUCAUAAAUUAAAUAAACGUAAUAUCAUCUUAUGAUGUCUUGCUUGGAUAA